This is a messenger RNA of Phalacrocorax carbo (great cormorant), 1971 nucleotides long. The record is from RefSeq and is a predicted model, not a curated record. Lineage: Eukaryota; Metazoa; Chordata; Aves; Suliformes; Phalacrocoracidae.
GGGUCCCUUCGUUGGAUGGGAGGAUCCCAGGGUUGGUCCGUGGGGGCUUUGGGGUGCCCCCGUGGGGUGGGAGCGAUCUCGGAGGAGCUUUGGGGUCCCCCUGGGGGUCCCCAAGAGAAGGCACACGGGAGGGGUGUGCGUGGGAAGGAGCCUAUCUGCGCAUGCGCGCUCCCGUUGUGGGCGGUGCCUCUGCGACCGCCCCACCCCUCCCAUUGGCCGGCGGCGGAGGAAGGGCGUGGCCGCAGACCCGGAAGCGGCGAGAUGGCGCGGAGCGGGGCUGACCCUAUCGGGGGCUCCUCUACCCUUUGACCCCUCCCGGUUACCGGCGGCCGUGACCUUUGACCCCCCCGCCAGUGCCCCUUAGCCCCUCAUCACCAUGGCGACGACCCUGCGCGGCCUGCACCGGGCCGGGGCCCUGCGGGGGCUGACGGCCGAAGAGGUGCGGCGGGCGCGGGAGGCCCGGAGCCCCCCGGACCCCCCCCGGCAGAAGCUCAGCGAGAGGGCCCGGGAGCGGCGGGUGCCCGUCUCCCGCCUCGGGCGGCUGGCCAGCUUCGGAGGACUGGCCCUGGGGCUCGGCGUGGGGACCCUGGCCCAGGCGGCGCGGGCGAGGCUGAGCGGCGAGGGCAAACCCGAGGCAGCGGGCUCCCCGCUGGACUCCGGCCCCCUCCUCUCGGAAGCCAACGCCGAGCGGAUCGUGGCCACGCUCUGCCGGGUGCGGGGGGCUGCCCUCAAGCUGGGGCAGAUGCUCAGCAUCCAAGACACCAGCUUCCUCAGCCCGCAGCUGCAGCGGAUCUUCGAGCGCGUCCGGCAAAGCGCCGACUUCAUGCCGCGCUGGCAGACCACCCAAGUGCUGGCGGAGGAGCUGGGCCCCGGCUGGCGGGAGAAGAUGGCAGCGUUCGACGAGACGCCGUUCGCCGCCGCCUCCAUCGGGCAGGUGCACCUCGGGGUGCUGCGGGACGGCACCGAGGUGGCCGUGAAGAUCCAGUACCCCGGGAUCGCCCGGAGCAUUCGCAGCGACGUGGAUAAUCUCCUCUCCUUACUCAAAAUGAGCGUGGCGCUGCCGGAGGGCCUUUUUGCCGAUAAAACCCUUCAGGUCUUGCGGAGGGAGCUGGAGUGGGAAUGCGACUACUGCCGGGAAGCCGACUGCGCCCGGACCUUUAGGCGUCUCCUUCGGGACGACCCCUUCUUCUCGGUGCCGCGGGUAGUGGACGAGCUGACGGCGUCCCGCGUCCUCUCCAUGGAGCUGGGGAGCGGCGUCCCCCUCGACCGGUGCCGGGAUCUCCCCCAGGACCUGCGGGACGAGAUCUGCGCCAACCUCCUGCGCCUCUGCCUCCGGGAGCUUUUCGAGUUUCGCUUCAUGCAGACGGAUCCCAACUGGGCAAAUUUUCUCUACGACGCCCAAAGGCACCGGGUGACUCUGUUGGAUUUCGGGGCGAGCCGCUCCUUCGACAAGGAGUUCACAGACCAUUAUAUCGAGGUGAUCCGAGCCGCGGCCGACGGCGACCGGACCAAGGUGCUGCAGAAAUCCCGAGACCUCAAAUUCCUUACGGGUUUCGAGACCAAGGCGUUCGAGGCGGCCCACGUAGACGCGGUGAUGAUCCUGGGCGAAGCGUUUUCGGGGGGGCAGCCCUUUGAUUUCGGGGGGCAGGGGACGGCGCGGCGGGUGCAGGCGCUGCUCCCCGUCAUGCUGCGGCACCGCUUGGCCCCCCCCCCCGAGCAAACCUACUCCCUCCACCGUAAAAUGGCGGGGGCUUUCCUGGCCUGCGCCCGCCUCGGGGGCCGCGUCCCCUGCCGCGACCUCUUCGAGGAGCGCUACGCUCGCUAUUGGGACCCCCCCCAAAAUCGGGGAGAACCCCGCUCAAAUCGGGGAUGCACCCCCACAACCGGGGGGACCCCCACCCUGAGGCUGUUCCCUCCCCCCCCCCCCAAAUAAAGAAUGGAUUGCCCCUAAAUGGGUGCUGGGACUUUGGG